Molecule: messenger RNA, 16982 nt
Organism: Podarcis lilfordi (Lilford's wall lizard)
Lineage: Eukaryota; Metazoa; Chordata; Lepidosauria; Squamata; Lacertidae
Source: the annotation of a GenBank genome assembly
AUGGAUGGUUGUGGUAAGUCAAGAAAGCCUAUCCGGACACAUGGUUUAGUUACCUAGCGUUGUUUUUACAAGUCCUAUUGGUUUUAUCUUUGCUAUUUAUUUAUUGAAAAGCGUUUCUAUAAACCAUAACGUCAUACGUGGCUCCUUGGCGAGUGUGGCUCCUUGUGGCGCCAGGCAGCUGUGGAGGGGGGCUUGCUUGCUCUGUUUUAGAAGCGGCUUGAAAUGGAGUGAGCCACUUUGAAGGCGCACUCCCAGUGCCAAUCAGCUGACUGGCAAAAGGGGCUUGCUCCAUUUUCACGAAUCAGUUUGCAUUCAAAGCUCCGUUUUCAGAAGUUGUUCAUGCAAACAAAGCAAGCCUCUUCAAAAGGGUGCCUUCAAAGUUGCCUGCUCUGUUUUAGAGCAUUUCUUAAAAUGGAGCUCUGUUUUAGGAAGUGGUUAGAAACAGAGCCUUGAAAGCACACUCCCGGUACCAAUCAGCUGAUUUUCAUUGGGAGCCCACCUUCAGAGGAGGCCACUGUAACAACCCACCAGCUGUUUAGCAGUCAUAACAUCCCCAGGUGUCCAUUACCUGGUGUCAGGGGAAUGGCACAUGGCUGGUCCCGCUUACCUAUCAAGUCGGACUGUGAAGGAUGGGCUAAGUAAUGAUGCAGCUCAUUGGCCAGACCCAGUUCUGCAUCCCUGCACAAAAGGAAAAGGGCUUGAGAAGCAGGAUGCGGAAAGGAAUCUCAGACAUCAUAUCUUAUUUCCCCUACAUGUUGUGAUGUAUCCUCACUGGAGCUGAACAAAACCUGUCUCCAAAAAUUUCCCACACCAUUUGUGGAUCGUCAAAUGCAUGCGCCAAGUAGGGGCAGGGGGAGAGAAUUUGUCAAAUAUGGCAGGGAAUCCAACAGUUUUUUUCUCAGAAGAUUCUCUCCUGAGAUAUUUUGUGUCACUUAAUUUGCAAUCACACUCAUACCUUUAGCUCAUAUUGGUGGGUGAAGGAAACCAUGGGCUAAGAGAGCAGUGGAAGGAGUAGGGGCUAAGCCUAUGGCUUUCUUGAACAAUAUUGAAAUCCUAUUAUACCAUAUCAAAACUUGAUUUACAGUUGAGUACAAAAUUCAUAGAUGGCAAAAUUGGGUGGGUGUCUCUGAAUAGUCUCAUGGAGAAGACUGAAAUUCCCCCAACAGUUCAAGGUAAAGGUAAAGGGACCCCUGACCAUUAGGUCCAGUCACGGACGACUCUGGGGUUGCAGCGCUCAUCUCACUUUAUUGGCCGAGGGAGCUGGCAUACAACGUACGGCGUCCAUGUGGCCAGCAUGACAAAGCUGCUUCUGGAGAACCAGAGCAGCACACGGAAACGCUGUUUACCUUCCCGCCAGAGCGGUACCUAUUUAUCUACUUGCACCUUGACGUGCUUUCGAACUGCUAGGUUGGCAGGAGCAGGGACCGAGCAAUGGGAGCUCACCCUGUUGCGGAGAUUUGAACCACCAACCUUCUGAUUGGCAAGCCCCUGAACGCAUAAUUCCUCAGCCCUAGCCCCCCCUUCAACCAAACUGCAGUAGGGACUUUAUUAUGCAAUCUGGGGAGUCACAGGUGCAUUUGGGGUAUAUGUAUUCAGAACAGUGAAAAACAGUUUCCUACCCUCCAGAAAAUUUCUUCUCUUUGCUAUAAAGAUCUGACAUUGAGUCCAAAAUCUGAUAACUCUUUUGCUAUAUAUGGUGAAUAUUUGCUAGAGUGGGAAAGGACCACAGACCCAUCUCCCUGACCCUAUCCCCACUUUCAGAACACGUUAAACUGUGAGUGCAGAUGUUGCCGGACUCCAACUCCCACCAUCCCCCUGGCUAUAACCCAUGAUGGCUAUGCCUAUGGGUGAUGGGAGUAGGAGUGCAACAGCAUGUAGAAGAUUACUAAUUGGCCUGUGUUCAGGCCUUGAGCAAGUCACUUCCUUCCCUCAUUGAACCUAUUCACAGCCUUGAUGAACUGCUGCUUAACUACCCUCAACACUGGCCGUAGGGGCUUCUGAGCAUGCUCAGUUCUCAGGGGGCUUAAGUAAAUAAGAGCCAACAUAAUGAAACAUAAGACAUAUCAAGCAACCUGUCUUCCCCACAAUGGCCAGCCAGAUGUGUAUUGGAAGCCCACAAACAGGACAUGAGGGCAAAAGACCUUUGCUAUUUACUAAUUACUCUUCUAGCUUGCCCUAUGAAGCACUUAAUCUGAAGAAAACCAGUGUAAACAAGCAAAAUGCAUCCAAGUGUGUGUCUGGGCUGGAUUGUAAACAGAGAUAAAACUGAAUCUGCAAGCCUUUGUGCUCCUGCAAAAGAGGAAUGUGGGUUAUGAAUGUUUGCAGAAGGAAAUGAAGAGUGAACUUCAUUUUAAAUUAUGAGAAAGGAUCUCACUUGGGGGGGACAAGAGGGGAACUUCCAUUUUUUUUGUUCAGAGUGCAACAAAACAAAUGGUUCUGUGUAAGAGUGGAGACCAAACUGAGCAUCAGUGGGCAGGAAAGUCACUGAAGAAUAGUGAUAUCCAAGGUUUUAUCUGUGCCACGUAGCAGAUUUCAUAUUGCCAAAAUAGAGCGGUAUUCAUUAUUAAAGGAAUAGUGUCAUUCCUAUAAUCAAAAUAUGGGCCUCUCUUUUUCACUGCCUUCUUUUACGGGGUUUGCUGUGGGUAUCUGACCUCACAGGCACACAAAGAAUAUUUCCCUUCUUUGAUCUUUAUCUUUGAACUUGAGCUAUGAGUCAUACUUGGAGCGACUGGUAUACUGCAGAUUAAAUGCCAUAGCCCAUUCCUCUCCACUAUUUAAAAGUAUCUGCUUGGGUGCUGGCUAUCAUGUACUAUGAUUUAUGAUCCCUCCAUCCCCCAAAUUGUGAGUGUGUAUGAGAUAUCUGAACUUUGUGUUUCCAAAUUUUCUAAUCAGAUUCCCCCCCCACACACAGUAAAAUAAAAAUGUAUUUCACUGAAUUCUCCUUUUUGAUUAUGACUUUAAAUGUUGCAAUAAUUGAAAAUGUAAAGCAGGGUCUCUAGCAAUCUCCAUCUGGGGAUUAUUGACUGCUAACAUGAGUGGAAGGAGGUCUUGUGUGAGGGAAUUUCUGAUGCCUUCCUUCCCGCAUUCUGGGGGUCAAAAUAUUGACUGAACAAGUACUGUACUGGCCUGAAUAUAAGCCACACUCGAAUAUAAGCCGCAACUUUAAAAUUGGAGGGGAGAAAAGAAAAAAGAAAAAAAACCUGAAUAUAAGCCGCUCCAUUCCUCAUUGCAUACUGGGCAGGGGGAGUCGCACUGUGUUGCCGGCAGCCAUUCCCCUUCCUCGCUCUCUCCCUUCCUGGCCUUGGGGGAGAGGACGGGGGACUACACAUGGGACGGGCACCACUUUGCCACAGUCCUGGCGCUGUCUGCCCCGCACUCCUGGCUGCAUACCAUAAGGUCAUGAAUAUAAGCCACACUUUAACUUUUCAUGGUCGGAAUUUGGGGAGAAAGUGAGGCUUUUUCAGGCCAAUACGGUAUUCCUCAAACAGUGGCCCACGACUCACCAGUGGGCCUCAAUGCCCUGCCCGCUACAAUACCUGUGCCAUAACCUUUCAUUUGGGCCAAUGCCAACACCAGCACCUCCAUGCAUGCUGACUAAAACUGCCCAGGAGACAGAGAUUUUGUGGGAGUAGAUGAGGAAAGGUCACAGGAGGCACUAAAGGUAAUUGGAAAGUACAAUAAUCUUUAUUGUCAUUGUCCCAUACAGAACAAUGAAAUUGAAAAGUGAGAUAAAAAGCUAAUAUUUAUUGAUAAUAAUUAAUAAUGCAUAAAUAAAUAACUGGGAAUAGAAAGUGCAAGGAUAAGAAGGGGGAUCUGUCAUAGGAGUAAGAAGCGAAUUUCAAAAGACCAGCAAUGAGGGACUGUAGGGUCUGAUGGGAAGGUGGAAUUAGCUGCAAGCUGAGUGUAAAAGGAGAAUGGAAUAAAAAUAUAGAGCUGUGCAAAAAUUAUUUGAGAGGCAUGGGGAAGGGGAAAAUAUAUUUUAAAAAAUGUAUUCACCACUAAAAGCUGAGCCACAAUAUCUCCAGAGCAAAUGUCUUGACUUAGCUUGUGGGAUGAUGAGUGAUGGAGCUCCUCACCACGGGGGAAACACUGUGAGGAAGAAUUUAGCAAUUUCUGAAAAUGGAUUAGAUAUCAGCAGAAGGUGACAUCAGUAAUUGCCAGCUGAUUAUACCAAACUUUGCCUCCAUCCGCCACGUUUUCCAUAACUGGUGCUGCCCCUGCACUGCCAUUUUGUGACUGGUGAGCCUCCACACAAUUUUCAGUCAUCUCAAGUGAGACCUGGGGGUACAAAGACUGAGAGGCCCUGAGCUGAAGAGUGAGGUGGUACCCAGAGGUUGCUGCUGGAGGAAAUACAAACACUUUCCGAGCAAUACUUUGCCCUGCAGAAUUCAUGUGAGAAUUAUGUCAGCUUCUAUCUGCAUAACCCUUUCCUUUCUUUUCUUUAGCAAAUGACGGACUGUUGGAAGAGUGGGGUGGAAUGUAGGAAACCCAAUAGAUAACUUCCCCUCUUCAUUUUUCCCCCAGAUUCCACUUCAGGAGUCUCUCAAGCCAGCAUCUUUUUCAAGACUAUGUCUCAUUUUCUCUACAUGCAGUUUAUAAGAAUGAGUAUAAGAAUGAGUAGCCACAGAAGGAUAAUUUUUAUUCAUCACCUCAUGGUAAGAUUUCCAUGCAAAACAAAAACCCAAAACAAAUAUGCAAACUUGCCGUAAUAUGUCAUCCUUACAUAUGAGGUAAGAGGAAUUUGUUAUUAUGGUUGUUCAGCUGCCUGAAAAAAUAUUGCACCCUUUCCAGAGAUUUGGAUAAAUGCUCAAUAGCCAUUUGACGUUACCACAUGUAGCUGUGUUAUUGUGGCAGUUGUGUGUGUGUGUGUGUGUGUGUGUGUGUGUGUUUUGCACUGGCUUAUCCGGUCAUGAAAAAUACCUCUCUCUCUCUCUCUCUCUCUCUCUCACACACACACACACACACACACACUGUAAAUCAUUAAAAAUUGCAUUCUUCUAAGAUAGUCCUCUAUUUUGAAAUCCAGUUUUUGGCACCUCUUUGUUUUUAUACCAGCUGUGGUGUUUCAUCUCCAGAGGCACACGGAUGACAUCUGAACAUCCAGCACUAUUGUGCUUAGAGACUCCACAAACAACCCCACCAAAUCCUGUAUGAUAAAUUUCCCCCUGAUUAGUUAAACAGAUACUGCAAUGCGCCAACAGAAGGAGGCGUUGUUGACACAGCAUCUCCUGAGACUCUGGCUAUGUUUUCUUUGAGUUCUUCAGCAUUCAGCCCUUGGAGCAGCGAGAAGACUGGGUGGCGGGGGGAGGAAUCAGUUCGCAUUAUUCAUUCCCAGUGAUUUCUUUCUUUCUUGAUUUCUUCCUUUCUUUUGGUUUUCAUUAUAGUGCCAGAUAAAAUCCUAUCAUGUGGAACUGAGGCCGAGAGCAGGCCUUUGAAGAGCAGAAUAUGAAAAUAUUGUUUGAUCCAAUCACAAUACGCUUUUUAAGAGUCUAAUCCAUAAAGUCAGUUCUCUGUAUUAAGGAUGAAAGAAACAAACAGUGGUAUGCAGUGUUUUGUGAGUGUGUGUUUUGAAAGGUAUUUUUAGCUCUUGGUUUCUCCAUCACCACCUCACCAAGGAUACGGAAGAGUACCUAAUUGUACCUAGUACCUUGUCAUUGUGUGGAAGAGGAAUGGUAAGAUGGAUAGGAAAAGGGGGAAAGGAGGACGGCUGAAAGAGGAAAAUGUUAUGUACUGAAGUUCUCACCCUGGGCCAGCAGGGGGAUACUGUAGAUAGCUUUCACUCAGGUCCACAUAUGCAAAUAAGGGAUUGAAAGUGACGUUCAGUGAUUGGAUAGUUACAGAAAAUGGUUACAGUUGCGUUCUAGUGGAGCUCUAUAUAAGCAGGCUGGCUGAACCCUUCAGUUCAGUUCUGUUCUGGCCUGUGAAUAAACAAGAGCUGUUUGAAGAAUCGCUGUGUCGUCUGAUAUGUUCACCCACAACUUAACAGAAAAAAUGGGUGGCCCUGCUUUCUGCUAGCAUGCAGCCUCUGAAAGGUCACCCCAACAGGGACCGCAGCCCUCAAAAGAAAAGAGGCUUCCCAGCCCUGUAGAGUUUGAGGCAGAGGUCCUUCCAAGGGCUGCUUAAUUGCUGGACAUUCAGCCUGGGGCUAUAUGCACACUAUCUUGAAGUCCCUUACACUCGGUCCUUUGAAUUACUCAAAAAUAAGUCCCACUGAGUCCAAUGAGGCUUGCUCAUCAAGUCUCAGGUAAGUAUUAUAAGACUACAGCCUGAGUCCUUAGAGGGAGAGGCUUGAAGGCUGCAGCCAAAGUUAAAAUUGUCUGACUGUGGGAGUGACCUUGGACUCUUUGAGUGUUAUGGCAAAUGGGAAAGAGAAAGUAGAUUUAUCAACAACGCGAUCUGGGAAGCCUUGGCAGCGAAGAGCGUCAGCAUCUGGUCCUUCUGCACCAUCUGCAGCUGUGCCAACUCAAUCUAAACAAAGAGGAAUGUCUUCUGAAGAGGCUCUAGCUGCGGUGCUGGGCAAAAUAAAUGAAUCUUUGGAAAAACUCAGCAGGAAAGUAGAUGAGACAAAUAUAAAAGUUGAUGCAUCUAAUGCGAAGGUGGAUGCCGCAAAUGCCAAAAUUGAUAUUAAUACAGAAAGCAUAAAUAGUCUGGGACAAAAGGUGAAUAUUAAUAUAGAAGCAAUACAGAAAUUGAUACAGGAGUCUGCCUCGACCCGUCAAAUUGCAGAGGAAGCAAAGGGAAAAGUGGAAGCUGUGGAAGCCAAAGUAACACAGUUGGAAACAAAGAGAGUUCCAGAUAUUCAGAGACAGGUUGAAGAUCACAGGCUGAUUCUUUCUAUGGUUGAGCUUAGGGAAAAACAGACGAACUUGAGGAUCAGAGGUGUACCUGAACUGGAGAAAAAUACUUUGAUAGAAUUUCUUACGCAGGAAUUUGCAGAGUUUUGGAAGUUGGACUUGGAACAAGAAGGAGUGAAAAUCGUGAGUGCCUUCAGGCUUGGAAGAGGAGGGAAGAAGAAUAGAGUAAGAGAUUGUUUGAUUACCCUUCGAUCCAAAGAGGAGAGAGAUAAAAUUUUGGGCUGGCACUUUCAGAAGCCCUUGGGAAUAUUGCAGUCAAGAGUGGAAAUAUUUAAAGAUAUCCCAAAAUAUCUUUUGGACCUUAGGGCCAAUUACGGAGAUUUGGUUGCUCUGCUGAGAAGGAACAGUAUCAUCUUUAGGUGGGAAUUUCCUCAAGGCCUAUCUUUCAGCUUUAAAGGAAGAAAAAUAAAACUAAGAUCAGUUGAAGAUAAAGAUAAAUUUUUGAGUACCCAUGAAGAGGACCUACAGAAGGGACUUGGAAAAGAACCAGGACAGAAGAUCACCAGACAGAGUACUAGAGCAAGGAGUACUGGACAAAAGAUCACCUAUAUUGGACUUAGCAAAAGUUAAAUUUUGGAUUGGACUUCCCAGCGAAAGGGAUACCAGCACCACUGUCAGAACAAGAAGAAGCACUGGGUGCAGUUGGAGGUGACUUAAAGUAAUUACAUUAUGGCACUGCAAAUACUAAGCUGGAAUAUUAAUGGGAUGAACUCCCCCAAGAGGAGACGAAGAGUCUUUCAUGUAUUAAAAAAGGAACAAUUGGACUUGAUUUGCUUACAAGAAACACAUGUGAUAAGGCUACAUAGGAAACUACUGGUAAAUAAAAGAUUGGGACAAGAAUUUAUUUCAUCAGACAAAGUAAAAAAAAGAGGAGUAGUACUAUAUGCAAAGGAGAGCCUAUCACCGAAAUUUCUUUUUAAAGAUGAUCAAGGAAGAUUUGUAGCAAUUGAAAUCCAAUUGCAAGGAGAGAAGUUUUUGAUAUUAGGUAUUUAUGCACCAAACGAGGGAAAAUCGGAAUUCUUUAAGAAGCUACAUGAGACUCUGAUGGACUAUAUGGAUUAUAAUAUGAUCUUGAUGGGAGAUAUGAAUGGUGUAGUGUCUACAAAUAUGGAUAAAGCACAGAGACAGGUAGUUACUAAGGAUGGCAGAUUGCCAAAGACUUUCUUUGAUAUGACUGACAAUAUGGACUUAGCUGACAUUUGGAGAAUUAAAAACCCUUUGGGAAGAGAGGGAACCUUCUUCUCUGAGGCCAAAAUGACAUGGACAAGAAUUGACCAAAUUUGGGUUACUAGAGGAUUGGCCCCAAAAACUAGAAAGGUGGAAAUAUGCCCGAAAACUUGCUCUGACCAUAAUGCUGUAAAGAUGGAAUUGAAACUAACACCAACUGGCUCCUUCAGAUGGAGGAUGAAUGAUACAUUGUUUAGGAACGAAGAAGUGACUAAGAAGGCCCAAAAAAACUCUGAGAGACUAUUUUGAGAUAAAUAUGAACACCACUGUAGAAAAAAGAGUAAUCUGGGACGCAAGCAAAGCGGUUAUGAGAGGGUUCUUGAUACAACAGAAUGCGAUUCAAAAGAGAGUCCAAAAUGAGAAAAAAGAUAAAAUAUUGGAGAGAAUAAAGGAAGGAGAGAAGAAACUGAGAGUGAAACCAAAGUCGCAGGAGAUUUUGAAAGAGAUAAAGUUAUACCAAGUACAAUAUAUGAAAAUGAUGAACCAGGAAAUAGAAUGGAAAAUUAAACAGAUGAGACAAAAGACAUUUGAAUCGGCAAAUAAAUGUGGGAAACUGCUGGCUUGGCAAAUGAAAAAAAGACAAAAACUUAACACUAUCACAAAUUUGGAAGUAGAAGGGAAAAAUAUACAGAAUCCAGUGGAGAUUAGAAAGUGCUUUCAGAGGUAUUUUAAACAACUAUAUACACAGGAAACUCAGAAACAAAUGGACAUUGAUUGUUUUUUGAAAACAAAUGGAUUACAAAAAAUCUCUCAAGAAAAUAAGCUAAUGUUGAACUACAAAAUAACGGAGCAAGAGAUAGAAGGGGCCAUCCAGAAUAUGCAAUUGGGUAAAUCUCCAGGUCCGGACGGACUGACUUCAAGAUACUAUAGAUCCUUGAAAGAAUGGAUAAUACAGCCAUUAAAAGAAGUCUGUAAUGGAAUAUUGGAAGGGAAAAGGAAGGAGUCGUGGAAGGAAGCUUACAUCACACUUAUACCGAAAGUAGAGUCUGAGAAGACACAGCUUAAGAAUUACCGCCCCAUAUCUUUGCUUAAUGUGGAUUAUAAAAUUUUUGCAGAUAUUUUGGCUAAAAGACUAAAAAAGGUACUAGUAGAAGAAAUCCAUAAAGACCAAGCUGGCUUUCUCCCGGGCAGACACUUGUCUGACAACACGAGGAAUAUAAUUAAUAUUUUAGAAAAGUUACAAGUGAAUAUCAAUACUAAAGCAGUUUUGAUAUUUGUGGACGCGGAGAAAGCCUUUGACAAUAUUUAUUGGAGUUUUAUGAAGAAAAACCUACAGGGGAUGGGAGUUGGUCAAGGUUUUGAAAAUGGUAUAGGUGCAAUUUAUUCAGAACAAAAGGCUAAAUUAAUUGUGAACAAUGUAGUGACGGAAGAAUUUAAGAUAGAGAAAGGAACACGACAAGGUUGCCCAAUCUCUCCAUUGCUUUUUAUAUCGGUCCUGGAAGUUCUUUUAAAUAUGAUUAGGAGGGACCAAACAGUUAAAGGUAUACAAGUGGGAGCAAAACAGUACAAACUGAAAGCAUUUGCUGAUGAUUUGGUAUUGACAUUACAGGAGCCAGAAUCUAGUACCAAAAGAGUACUGGAACUGAUCCAAGAAUUUGGACAAGUAGCGGGAUUUAAGUUGAAUAAGAUGAAAACUAAAGUUUUAGAGAAAAAUUUAACAGUGACGGAGAGAGAAAGGUUUCAGAAGGAGACAGGAUUAACAUUGGUUAAGAAAGUGAAAUACCUAGGGGUUAACAUGACUGCUAAAAAUGUGAAUCUGUUUAAGGAUAACUAUGAAAAAUGUUGGACGGAAGUGAAAAAGGAUCUAGAAAUAUGGUCAAAUUUGAAGUUAUCAUUGCUAGGCCGAAUUGCUGUGAUAAAGAUGAAUGUAUUGCCAAGGAUGUUGUUUUUGUUACAAACAUUGCAAAUACUAGACAAAAUGGAGUGUUUCAAGAAGUGGCAUAGAGAUAUCUUUAGAUUUGUCUGGCAGGGCAAGAAACCCCAAAUAAAAUGUAAGAUAUUAACUGAUGCUAAGGAAAGAGGUGGAUUUGCCCUGCCAGACUUAAAACUUUAUUAUGAAUCAGCCGCUUUUUGCUGGUUGAGAGAAUGGAUGCUUCUUGAGAACACUGAUAUGUUGGAUUUAGAAGGUUUUAAUAAUGUCUUUGGGUGGCAUGCAUAUCUAUGGUAUGAUAAGGUCAAAGCACAUAAAGCAUUUUAAAACCAUAUUGUCAGAAAAGCACUGCUUAAUGUUUGGAUAAGAUAUAAGGAUUUGCUUGAGAAUAAAACCCCAAGAUGGCUGUCACCAAUGGAAGUGAAGGCUCAGAAAAAGCUCAAUAUGGAGUCUAAAUGGCCGAAAUAUUGGGAAAUUUUGGAACAAGAGGGAGACAGAAUAAAAGUGCAGAGUUUUGAAAAAUUAAAAAAUAGAGUGCGAGAUUGGCUUCAUUAUUAUCAGAUAAUGGAGGCAUAUAAUCUGGAUUAAAAAAUUGGCUUCCAGGUGGAAAAAUCAAAUUGGAAACAGAACUGUUAGACCCCAAAACUAAGAAUUUGUCAAGAAUGUAUAAUUUGCUGUUGAAAUGGAACACUCAAGAUGAAACGGUGAAAUCUGUUAUGAUUAAAUGGGCACAAGAUGUUGGACAUAACAUUAUGAUGGCUGACUGGGAACAAUUAUGGACCACAGGUAUGAAGUUCACGGCAUGUAAUGCCUUAAGAGAGAAUAUAAUGAAAAUGAUAUACAGGUGGUACAUGACACCAGUCAAGCUUGUGAAAAUCUAUCAUUUGCCCGAUAAUAAAUGCUGGAAAUGUAAAGAGACAGAAGGUACAUUCUUUCACCUUUGGUGGACAUGCCCAAGGAUUAAGGCUUUCUGGGAGAUGAUCUAUAAGGAAAUGAAAAAGGUAUUUAAAUAUACCUUUCUGAAGAAACCAGAGGCCUUUCUCCAGGGCAUGGUCGGCCAAUUGGUGCCAAAGAGGGACAGAACUUUCUUUAUGUAUGCCACAACAGCAGCAAGAAUACUUAUUGCAAAGUAUUGGAAGACACAAGAUCUACCCACUCUGGAAGAAUGGCAGAUGAAGUUGAUAGACUAUAUGGAACUGGCGGAAAUGACUGGCAGAAUCCGAGACCAGGGAGAAGAGUCGGUGGAGGAAGAUUGGAAGAAAUUUAAAGACUAUUUACAGAAACAUUGUAAAAUUAAUGAAUGUUAGAAUGAUGUUGGAAUGAAUCUAUGUGAUUUUAGCAAAAAUGUAUCAAAGAUUUAAGAAAAAUAGACUGUUAAUUGGUGAAAAGAGGGAAAGUAAACUUAUAGUAAGAUCAAGAUAAAUUUUCAGGAUAAGAAUUUUGAAGAGAGGGAAAGGAUUUGCUGAAAUGGAUAAUUGACUUAGAAUACAAAAAAGGGAGGUGUGAGGAGGUCAGGGAAACAAGCAUAUGAAAGAUAAGUUAUGGGAAGGCUCGAUUUGUCUUCUCUUUUUUUGUAUGUUGUUUUUAAGUGUUCUUAUUUCCUUGUUUUUUAUUGUGAUGUGUUGUUUUACUAAUGUCUAAUCUGGUGGUUUUUUUGCUUUCUGUUUUCUUUUGCCUUUUUGUAAACUUAAAAUCUUAAUAAAUACUAUUUUUUAAAAAAAACAAAGUUAAAUUUCUGAAUUACUCUGGAGCAUGACAUCCAGGCCUACACAGUGAUUUAUUUGAAAGUACUAGUUAGGUCUUUGCACAGAUUGGUAGAUUGCGGUCACUUUAGUUUUCUUGUUGUUGUUGUAUAAGCUACUAGAUACUAUGACAACAUACAUGGGAACAUCCUGGUUCUUGGUCAAGGCUGUUGGAUCAGCUUUCCCAGUGUAAAGGGAUAAUUGUGCGUCUCUCCUUCUUCUCUGUCCACACUGUAUCUCCACAAUACACAAGACACACCCAUUCCAAUGGUGGUUUGAUGAGCGGUUUCCAAAAGGAAACAAAUGAAGUAUGGGUGUAGUUAAUCACUGUGGCUUUCCCGUCUAUGUAUAUGCAAUACAGACCUUUUGGAUCCAUUUCCAACAGAGAAUGGACAUACGGCCGAUUGACGGCAAUUUACAAAGGGGUGUCAGUGAACGACAUACUAAAUUACCUUGUAGGGUAAUGUUUUUUCCAUGCUGUGUAGGAAGACUUUUUUGUUUGUUUUGUUUGUUUCCUAGCUAGCUAACCAACCGACCGACCAGAACUAAACAGCUCAAAAGACACAGACCCCUGCCAUGUCAUUUAAAGUUUUGAUUACCAUGCAAUAAUAAAUAAGAAACACAGUGUUUUAUCCCUCCAGUUACUUGAAUUAAAGAAUGCAGCAGCCCUGCUGCUACAAAGGCACACCUAGUUCGGCAUUCUGUCGUCACACUGGCUCACUAGAUGGGAAACUCACAAGAAGGAUAUAAGCACAAUAGCAAAUAAGUGCAAUAGUUUCUGAUACUGGUGGGCAUCUAUAAACCAUCAUUGCUAGGGGCCAUUAAUAUGCUUAUCCUCUGUGAAUGGGCCAGUAACCCCUUUAAAGUCAUUCACGUUGGUGGCACUGCGUACAUCCCUAUGCCUCAAUCAUCGCUACACCUUGUGCCAGACAAUUCCACAGCUGUGUUUUGUGCGACAUCGGUGCCAUUCAUUAAAGUGAAAUCUUUCUGGAUGGGAGAGCACACAGCAACCAAAAAGGAACACCAGAUCAGUGCAUUAGUUACAUGGUUGUUGUUUUUUUAAAAUCAUUUAGGCCCAUAUUGGAUUUUUUUAAAAGUAUGCCCUUGACUGUAAAGUUUGUAUGUGUCAAACUGGUAUUUGAAAACACAUACUUCACACAAGCACACUUCUCGGGGAGCCUGUUGAAUGAGCAUUUGCUGGCAAACGGAGGUUUUUAAUUUAAUUUAAUUUAAUUUUAAAACGUGCUGCCUUUCAGAGCCAAAAGCCUUGCUAAGACAGCUAACGUAAUAUACAAAGCUAUAAAACACAAUUUCAAUAAAAUGCCAUAUAUUGAAAACAAUGGUUAGCAAAAUCACAAGCAAGUCCUAAAAUAAAUUAAACCAGGGAGUGGGAGACUUUCUUCAGUGUGCUAAGGGCUGUAUUCUCUCAUAGGUUCACCUGCCCGUGGGCCAGAGGCAAAAGCAACUGAGGUAACGAUUACCUUUUCUACGGAAGUCUACAUUCUAGAUACACAAAAAGAUCUACCGGUAUAUGAGAAUCCAUAUCUAAAUCAAUACUUAAAUUACAAAAUACUUCUAUAGAUAUGUAUAUUAUCACCAUGUGUGUGUUUAUAAAGGUAUUUCAUCCUGAAAUAUGCACCUGUUCACACAUUUUUGUACAUUUUUUGUUCAGAGAACUGUAUCGCAAAUUUCAGAUAAGUGUGAAAUCUAAAGGAUAAUUAUGUUCUGAUCUGUGUAUAAGUCCAAUAGGUAUGAUUUAGGUGAGUUCUCUUAAAACUGAGGACCAAACUAAAUCAUCCUCCAUCUUAACACAUAGCCGUUGCAAUUCCCACAUUCAGUGUGGAGCUUUGUUGACCUAGCAACUUGUUAGGAAAGGGGCUUUUGUUAUUAUUUAAAAAAUCCUCACAAUUCAGCUUUGAGUAUGCUAUCUUUCUAAAGGAAUGUUGCCUAGUUUGCCUUCUUUGCCAUCAAACAGAUGGUUCUUGUAGGAAUCCUUACUUAUCUCCCACUUAGUCAUUGGCAAGAUGGACUUCUUGUUCCAGGAAACCUUUUUCCAUCCAUGUAUCUAUGGAUGCAAUUAUGGGCCCUGGAAAGCUAUUUGUUUUCAGGGAGGGCUGCCACCCCAACAACUGGUUCUAAGACAGGCAGUUUCGGAAAUACCACAACUUUCUCAAGUUGUCCACAUGGCCAUAUCUUUUGUUGUGUGUCUUCCAGCAUUGGCUCAUAAACUGGUAUAACAAUUGUUGGUUUCCUGUUUUCUUUAGUCCAAGACUAUGAAACCUCAAGCUGGAUAAAAGGCUAAUGUGAGGCACAGACUGGACCCUUUGUAUACCUUGGUAGCCUAUCCAAAGUAUAACAUUUUGUUAAGAUCUGACUGAUUCCUGGUAUGGAGUAAUAAGUCAAUGUUUCUCCUUCUAAUAGAAAUAAUUGGAAACUGAGUAGAAGUCAUAUAGGAGAAUUGUGAAAUGUAUAAGACUAAGAAUGCUGGCAAUAUUGAGGUAUGCAUGUUAGGGGCAAUGUGAAUUGUAUGGUUAAUGUGCAUAACAAGCACUCAUCAUAUAUCAUAACCAUUGUGUACAUCAUCUCCCAGGAGAAGGAAAAUAUCCACAUUCUCUGGAAAGUAUACACAUUCUCUAGCUUGGGAAACUACAAUUUUGUUUAUUCUCUGGAUAAUAUGCAUAUUCUGUGGUAAAUGUGUCUACUCUCCUAAGAAACAUGUUCUUAAUCUAGUCUAGAAGCAGUCAACCAGAGGUGAUGAAUGUGCAUCAACAGCCACUUCUUAUGCACAUUAAUGGCUUAACUCACUUUAUUCCUACACAUAUAUACUGAUCAAUUACACAGUUUUUCAUCAGUGCAUAUAUCAGUUUGAGCAUGCCUAUUUUGUUGUUUAGUCGUUUAGUCGUGUCCAUCUCUUCGUGACCCCAUAGACCAGAGCAUGCCAAGCACUCCUGUCUUUCACUGCCUCCCGCAGUUUGGUCAAACUCAUGUUGGUAGCUUCAAGAACACUGUCCAACCAUCUUGUCCUCUGCCAUCCCCUUCUUCUUCUGCCCUCAAUGUUUCCCAGCAUCAGGGUCUUCUCCAGGGAGUCUUCUCUUCUCAUGAGGUGGCCAAAGUAUUGGAGCCUCAGCUUCAGGAUCUGUCCUUCCAGUGAGCACUCAGGGCUGAUUUCCUUCAGAAUGGAGAGGUUUGAUCUUCUUGCAGUCCAUGGGACUCUCAAGUCUCCUCCAGCACUAGAAUUCAAAAGCAUCAAUUCUUUGGCGAUCAGCCUUCAUUAUGGUCCAGCUCUCACUUCCAUACAUCACUACUGGGAAAACCAUAGCUUUAACUAUACGGAGCUUUGUCGGCAAGGUGAUCACUGCCUUGCCGUGGUGAAGGGGCUUGAAUAACUCAGAGAAGCUAUGAGCUAUUUCAUGCAGGGCCACCCAAGACGGACAGGUCAUAGCUGAGAGUUUAGACUAAAUGUGAUCCACCUGGAGCAGGAACCAGCAAGCCACUCUAGUAUCCCUGCCAAGAAAACUCCAUGGACAAAAACAACAGGCAUGCCUAUCUACAUGAAGGCAAAAGUUUUAUUCACCUCUAGCUGUACCUUCCUCAUUUUAAAAAACAACCAACCCAUUAUUUUGAUCAAACUAUUCACCUUACCAGGGCCAGCCCAGGACAUUUUGCCACUACAGGCAAAACUGAAAAUGCUUUCCCCUUUGCCACCACCUCCAUUUCUACAUAUGCCUGCUGCCGAGGCUGCCUUGUCUGCACUAGUUUGUCCUCUUUGUUGCCGCCUCUGCCUUCCCCAGAUCUGCCGCCUGAGGCAACUUCCUCAUGUUGCCUCAUGGGUGGGCCGGCCUUACAUCUUGCUGAUGUUUAUUUCACCUUCUGGCGGGCAUAGCCUUUUCAUGGAGUAAUUUUGCAACAGUUUGAAAAGAUCUUUACCCAAUUAUUCCUUUAAAAAUUGUUAUUAUAGAAAAAUGUGUUAUUUAGGUUGUCCAAGUUUAUUUCUUUGUGGAAGAUAAAUGUAAUACAUAGACAUCUUUGAUUCAGUCAUAUCUGGCUCAGAAACACUGUGCUUAUUUGCUUUAUUUAGAUGGGAAGAUUACUCUGCUUCUUUUGUCACAGGGUGUGAUGAUGUUCACGGAACUGUAAUCUUUUUUGCUGCAUUCUGAAAAAUCAAACAAGAGGAAAACAAUUACAGAAUUUCCUGUGUUUAUUUGUGAUUCGCCCUCAUUUUCAAAGUGAUUAUAAGAUAAAAAAAAAAACCUCUAAACCCUUUAAGGAUUUUGAGAAUGUUUUGGUUAUGAACUUUCUGUGGGAAGUAAAGAUAUCUAUGAAGCCAAAUGCAUAGGCCAGAGGAAAUAUUUCUGUUUAUUUGGAUUAAUCAGCUGAUCAUUUUUCAGUUACCCAUUAUAAUGGAACCGAUAUGUAUAUAUUUGCCAAGAAAGAGAAUUUGCUCUUGAAAAAGCAAAUGUUGGAAUAUAUUCUAUAAACAAUCUGUAUGUUCUAAGCUAAAGUUACAUUUUAUAGGACAUUUUACUGCUCUUAAGUUGAUCUGCCAAGAAUCUCAGGUGCUUACGUCUGUGGAAAAAUAAGCUACUGUCUGUUGAAGUUUCAAUAAAACAGUCCAGAAAUUGGAUGUUAAAGAAAAACUGACAUAUAAAAUCAAUAUUAUGGUAAAAGACUCAAAGGAGUCCCCCUGCCGCCCGCAUCCACUUAUUACUUUUAUAUUUUGUACAUUAGAAAUCUAUACAAGUUUCUUUCUUUUCAAAUAUAUAUAGCCUAAUUUUAAGAGCUGCUAUUCCUCCAGAUAAGUGUGCAGGACUGAGUUCAGGUUCCACCAUGACUUUUAGAACUGACCGGGAACACUCUUUUAUGUGAACUAUUGAUAUACUAAAUCAGCUCCACCAAUCAGGUUCCCUAAACUCUGGAGACUCACCAAAGCCUGAGCCUGCCCAUAGUCCAGUAGUGAUGUAAGACAGCUUUAUUCAAACUGUACUUGGUUGCCCAAGGAUAAGUAGGGAUACAGCAGUAUAAUCAGCAUAUUGUUAGUAAUCCUUGGAGGCCAUAAGUCCCAUUAGUUAGCGAUGAAUCUAUGGACUAGCAUAAAUAUGCACAACAUGUUGUGUUGUACCAGCAUAGUAAGCUGACACUACUUUGCCCCUAACAGUCAAUGUGGCUGUAGAAGUGUGUCAGAAAUCCUUCAAUUUUCUCUCCAGAUUUUGGAGUUCUGAAUUACAUCGCUUUAUUUUCAGUGAAAUCAAUAAAGAAUAUGAGUGGUUAAAGUUCACAGAUAAUGAAUGA